GGCGGCGGCGGCGGCAGCGGCGGCGGUAGCGGCGGCGGCGUCGGUGGCGUCGGUGGCGGCGGCUGGCCAGUGUAAGAUGGCGGCGGCAGCGGUGGCAGCGGACCAGGCGGCCCGGCCCGGAGCAGCCAGAGCAGCCGCUGGCAGGAGGAUGCCCCGAAGCGGGGAGCAGGGCGCCGAGCCUCGCCGGCUCCCGGGCUUGUAACCGCCCCAGCCGGACACCCCUUGACCUGCUCGGUCCGUGUCCCGCUGAGGCCCAGCCUGCCCCCCCUCCCCGGGCCUGUCCCCCAUUUUCCCCUGCGGCCGGCCCUCCUUGUCCCAAGACUGAACCAGUUUGCCCUGUGGGACCCGACUUCCCCCUUCCUCGGCCUGCCCCCGCUUCAGUCCUCCCUGGCCAGCUGCCUUCUCUCCCUGCCGGACACCUCAUUCGGGUGACCUUAAUUCCCUUUCCCUGGGAACUUGGUUCGACCCUCGCCGGUGCCUAUUUCCCUUCGCGCUGUCCUGAAAUGUGCAGGCCCCAGUGCUGCCUCUCGCAGCAGGGCAGGGGUCAGGGCUGCCCCUCGGAAGCAGCCCUGGGGUUCUGGGCGUCAUUUCUUCCCUGCUUCUCGAGUCUCAGGUCCCCCUUCCCCCCCACCCCCAGGAAGGUCCUUUUUGGACCCCGUUAGUCGGAAAGCAUCUGGUGGCUUGAAUUUCUGACUCCCAUGAUGUGUUGCUGGAGUCUCGGUGUAAACAAACUGGCUCUGGCGUUUAUCAGCAUUCUCUAGGUGACUUCCUUGCGAUGAGGCUUCUUGUUAUUUACAGCUUUCUUUGGGUUCCGUGUCUUUUUGUUUUUGUUUUUUUAAUGAAUUUCAUGUUCCAUUAUGGCACUGGUUUCCGACCAGUGAUUGGCCUGAUACCAUUUUUUCCUGCACCCCUGUGUUGCUUUUUAGAUGUUCAGUAGUCACAUUAGAUAAAUAUUUCAUUUUGGACUUUAAAUAGUUCAUUGUGAGCCAGAACAGUAUGCUACAAAAAGGGGUGUUUGUAUGUUCCAAUGUUCCUUAGGUGUGACAUUUUUGCCAUUUAAAUUGUAACUUUUCUCAGUCCUUCAGUGAAUCUACAGAGCUAUUUUCUCAGGAGUCCAGCCAGACCUUACUUCAGCCAUAAAGUGGGAAGAACAUAUAUAAUUUAUGUGAAGUCUGGAAGAACACAUUCAAGACCCCAAACAGCCUGAGAAUAAGGCUGGCUACAACAAAUACAACUCAAGAUGUCAGGUAAAGGGAGCAGCACAGAUGGCAAAACAGACCUUGCGAAUGGAAGCUUGUCCAGCAGUCCAGAGGAAAUGUCUGGGACAGAAGAGGGAAGAGAAACAUCCUCAGGCAUUGAGGUUGAGGCUUCAGACCUAAGCCUGAGCCUAACUGGGGAUGAUGGGGGUGGCCCCAAUCGCACCAGCACAGAAAGCCGAGGCACAGACACAGAGAGCUCAGGUGAAGACAAGGACUCUGAUAGCAUGGAGGAUACUGGCCACUACUCCAUUAAUGAUGAAAACCGGGUCCAUGACCGCUCAGAGGAGGAGGAAGAGGAGGAAGAAGAGGAGGAGGAGGAGGAAGAAGAGCAGCCCCGACGCCGGGUUCAGCGCAAACGGGCCAACCGAGAACAGGACUCGUCAGAUGAUGAGCGGGCCCUUGAGGACUGGGUGGCCUCAGAGACAUCAGCUCUGCCCCGGCCUCGCUGGCAGGCCCUCCCAGCCCUAAGAGAGAGGGAGCUGGGCUCAAGUGCUCGUUUUGUGUAUGAAGCUUGUGGAGCACGAGUCUUUGUGCAACGCUUCCGCCUGCAACAUGGGCUAGAGGGCCACACUGGCUGUGUCAACACCCUGCACUUUAACCAGCGUGGUACUUGGUUGGCCAGUGGCAGUGAUGACCUCAAGGUUGUGGUGUGGGAUUGGGUUCGGAGGCGACCUGUAUUGGACUUUGAGAGUGGCCACAAAAGCAAUGUCUUCCAGGCCAAGUUCCUUCCCAACAGUGGUGACUCAACUCUUGCCAUGUGUGCCCGUGAUGGGCAGGUGCGGGUAGCAGAGCUGUCCGCCACACAGUGCUGCAAGAACACCAAGCGUGUUGCCCAGCACAAGGGAGCCUCCCAUAAGUUGGCCCUGGAGCCAGACUCCCCUUGUACUUUCCUAUCUGCUGGUGAAGAUGCGGUCGUCUUCACCAUUGACCUCCGACAAGAUCGACCAGCAUCGAAACUGGUGGUGACGAAGGAGAAGGAGAAGAAAGUUGGGCUAUACACAAUCUACGUGAACCCCGCCAACACUCACCAAUUUGCAGUGGGUGGGCGAGAUCAAUUUGUGAGGAUUUAUGACCAACGUAAAAUUGAUGAGAAUGAGAAUAAUGGUGUGCUGAAGAAAUUUUGUCCUCAUCACCUGGUAAACAGUGAAUCCAAAGCAAAUAUCACCUGUCUUGUGUACAGCCAUGAUGGCACAGAGCUCCUUGCCAGUUACAAUGAUGAGGACAUUUAUCUCUUCAACUCUUCUCACAGUGAUGGUGCCCAGUACAUCAAGAGAUAUAAGGGGCACCGAAAUAAUGCUACAGUGAAAGGCGUCAAUUUCUAUGGCCCUAAGAGCGAAUUUGUGGUGAGCGGCAGCGACUGUGGGCACAUCUUCCUUUGGGAGAAAUCGUCCUGCCAGAUCAUCCAGUUCAUGGAAGGGGACAAGGGAGGCGUGGUGAACUGUCUAGAGCCCCACCCCCACCUGCCUGUGCUGGCCACUAGUGGUCUAGACCAUGAUGUCAAGAUCUGGGCACCUACUGCUGAGGCUUCCACGGAGCUAACUGGGUUAAAGGAUGUGAUUAAGAAGAACAAACGGGAGCGGGAUGAGGACAGCCUGCACCACACUGACCUGUUUGACAGCCACAUGCUCUGGUUCCUCAUGCACCACUUGAGGCAGAGACGACAUCACCGGCGCUGGCGGGAGCCCGGGGUCGUCGGGGCCACAGAUGGAGACUCAGAUGAGUCCCCCAGCUCCUCAGACACAUCGGACGAGGAGGAGGGCCCAGACCGGGUGCAGUGCAUGCCAUCCUGAGAGCCCUGAACUCCCUCGGGAGGGAUGAGGGGUAGGGAAGGGGAGGCAACUGGGGCCAGCUUGCCAACCUGCUCUGCUUCUCAGGGGGCAUGAGGCUGCCCCUCUCCUGACCCACCCGAGGCCCUCACAUUCAGCAGCAUUGCACUUUGGACUUUUUGCUUUAGAAAAAGAAAGACAUCCAAGGGAGAAGGACUGACCGGAGGAGGGAGACAAAGCAUUAAGAUGCACAAGGGGCAGGUGGGGGGUUGAGCCCAGGAAUAUGGUUUGGUGGAGAGGUGCAUGGGACUCUGCAGAAAUGGCCUCUCCCCAAAUCUUUUUCUUUUUUCAUUUUCUUUUUCUUUUCUUUUUUUUUUUUGAGCCUGUUGUGUUAGUGUGGUUUUUUUGGGGGUGGGGUGGGGUGGCGGCAGUGUUACUUUUCCUCUCCUCUUCCUUGUUUCUUUGGGGGAGAGGGCCAAGGAAUCUUUGGCUGCUCAGCACCAUGAAGCCAGAGUGGGAAUGGAGGGGCCACUUCCUCUUUGGUUUAGGUUUUUUUGAUUUUUUUUCUCUUUUUUUUUUUUAAAGCCUGGGAAAAUUGCAUUUUCUCCUCCUUCCCUCCCUCCUCCCCCCAAUCCCUGCUUGUUCAGGGUAGUUCCACUCCCUGCUAGGACUCCCGCCUCUGAGCCCCAACUAUCCCACUCACCUCUUCCCCUCUUUGUCCUCCUUUACAUAUCACAGUGUUUUGCACUUGAUUUUGCCCCCUUCCUUCUCCUUUCAUUUUCCACCUCACCACCUAAAACAGGGUGGCAAAGAGGUGGGGGAGAAGGAUGAAGAUGGGGGGAGGGGGUGUGGAUAGGAAGGAUGUUUAACUUUUCUGUUACUUUUAAGGAAAUGUAUGUUUGGCGGCGGUGACGUCCCUUUCCCUAUCACUGUUAGAGGCCUAAUUUUAUAUCUAUAAAUAUAUUAAAAAGCAAAUCAAACUUG
Molecule: messenger RNA, 4009 nt
Organism: Dromiciops gliroides (monito del monte)
Lineage: Eukaryota; Metazoa; Chordata; Mammalia; Microbiotheria; Microbiotheriidae
Gene: DCAF8
Product: DDB1 and CUL4 associated factor 8
Exons: 14
Coding region: 1241-3049 (602 amino acids)
Cellular component (GO): Cul4-RING E3 ubiquitin ligase complex; cytoplasm
Molecular function (GO): protein binding
Source: RefSeq, a predicted model, not a curated record